This is a messenger RNA of Linum tenue, 1272 nucleotides long. NCBI's taxonomy places the organism in Eukaryota, Viridiplantae, Streptophyta, Magnoliopsida, Malpighiales, Linaceae. The record is from the annotation of a GenBank genome assembly.
AUGGGCAACCUCCGGUUCCGGUUAUCGGACAUGAUGCCCAACGCUUGGUUCUACAAGCUCAAAGACAUGAGCAGCGCCGGAGCCACUUCCCACAAGCGCGGCAACGGCAAGAAGUUACACCCGGCAACGCCUCCUCCUUCACAGCCUUCCAAACCAAAGCAACCCCACCACCACCAACAACACUCCUACUCCAGAAAGUCUUACUACUUUACCAGAGACCUUAGCUCCGGUAACCCCAACCACACUGAUAACACACUCCCCAAUUCCCCCUCUAAACUCUCCGAUCACCCUCCUACUCCUAGAAAAUCUUCGAAGCGAAGAGCCGCCGCCAAGACUGCCAGGUCAUCAUCUCCGAAGCUCGUUUCCUCCUCCGUUUCCGCUGGUUGCAGCUGCCGAGCCAAUUGGACUAAAACGGAUUCCCCAGCGGUGGUGGCGGCCGCGGUUCCAGGGGAUCGCUCUGCUUCGCUGUCUGAUUCCAAUUCAGACUCGUUCCCGCCGGAAUUCAGGUCUGAUUGUUCCCUCACUACAGAGUCGUUUGAUAAGAUGGUGUCAUGGUCCAGCAACUCCUGCGGCUGCCCGCUGGACCUGGUUGAUUCCGGCUCCAACGACAUUAUCAUCGACAUCGAUAAGCGCUCUCUCGUCGACCCUGCACACCAAGUGUUUGAAAAACUGCCUGACCGACAACUCCCUCCGAUUUUAACCAAGCCUUCAAGCUUCGACGACAGGAUUGAGGAUAUCAAGAGGAAGGAGACCAGAGAAGUAGUACCCUCCGCAACGAAACAGAGGAGGACCCCGCCUUCGUCGAAGAAAAUGGAAGGCUCCAAAACUCGGGCUUCCUCGCUCUCUGUCAAGGUCACAAGAGAAGAGAGCUUAACAGUGAAACAACAAGGGAGGAAGCUGAAUUCCGCAAAUUCCCCAGGGAUAAAGCUUCGGGUCAACUCUCCGCGAAUCGGGUACAGGAGAAACAUUCAAGGGCAGGGCAGGAAGAGCGUCUCUUCAUCAACCUCGACUUCUUCUUCUUCAAGGUCGUCUUCGAGCAAGAAGAGCCUUUCCGGGUGCUUGGCGGUGGUGAAAUCAUCGUUCGAUCCACAGACGGAUUUCAGAGAAUCGAUGGUGGAGAUGAUCGUGGAGAACAAGCUCAGCGCCUCCAAAGAUUUGGAAGACUUACUGGCUUGCUACUUGUCCUUGAACUCCGAUGAGUACCAUGAGGUUAUCAUCAAAGUUUUCAAGCAAAUUUGGUUCGACUAUCUAACCAAUGCUCGCUCCAAGUGA